GAAGCCAGCCUUCAUCGGAUCGGUGAGCUGUUUUCCCCAGUAGUACAGCGGAGAGAGAGGAACUACACCGCCAGUCGGAUAACGUUACUCACUCUGUCUGAGAAUGUACUAGUCUGAAGAAAUGGCAUGCGGAUACACUUUAAAAACAAAUCACUUUAACUUGGUAGCAAUAUGGAUUAUGUCGUUGUCAAGGGAAUGUGAGCUGGUACCGGAGACAGACUCAGGCUGGAAGUUUUGAAGGGCCGAUCACGGCGCCUCUUCCCCGGUCCGGUGUUUAUUACCGGCGUCCCAUUUUCCCGGGUAGCCCCAUGCAAAACAUAACGGUACCCGGCAGCCCCAACAACAACUCUGAUGUCAUUUGCUCCUGCAACUGCACCGGCCCCCAACCGGAGGGAAUGGAGAUAUCGGUCCUCCAGUCUGCUCAGAUCCUCAUCAUCCUGGUCCUGAUGACGGUAACGCUGCUGGUGAUUGGCUGUCUGUUGAACCACUACAAACUGUCUGCCUGCUCCUUGACAACCAGACAGAGCCGGGCCCGGAGGCAAGCGCAACACCUACAGCAGGAAGUGUGUCUCUGGCCGUCGGACAGCGUCUCUCGACAAGGUGCCGCCGAGGUGCUGUAUGUGCCCCAGGCCAGAGAGAGGUUCACAGCCCCCUCCUUUAUGUACCGGGAGCGUUUCAGUCGCUUCCAGCCCACCUACCCCUACCUGACCCACGACAUCCACCUUCCCCCCAGCAUCUCCCUGUCUGACGGAGAGGAGCCCCCGCCCUACCAGGGCCCCUGUACCUUACAGCUGAGGGACCCAGAGCAACAGCUGGAGUUGAACAGAGAGUCGGUCAGGGCCCCCCCCAACAGAACCAUCUUCCACAGUGAUGUGAUGCACAGUGGAGGGGGGGGAGGAGGGCCAAGACCACCCAGCAGCAACUCUGGUAUCAGCGUAGCCAAUAGCAGCAGCCACGGACGCAUGGAACGCCCGCCUCCGGCAUAUUGCGAGGUGAUUGGUCAGCACUACCCUGGCUUUUUUCACCACCCGCACAGCAAUAACCCACUCGGGACCUGGACCGGGGGCGUGACCAGCCAGCAGGGCCAAUCAGAAAGCACAAUACCUGCCAAGGCCAGGAAAGGGGAGGAGCUGAGGUGAGAUGGAGGAGGGACUACGCUGUCUGAGACUCCUCCCCCCUGUAAAGAGGUGUGGCCAAUCUCUCUAUGGACCGACACUCCCAGGAUGGACAACUAAACACAACAUUAUCCACCUGCUACAACUAAACACAACAUUACCAACCUGCUACAACUAAACACAACAUUACCAACCUGUUACAACACAACAUUAUCAACCUGCUACAACUAAACACAACAUUACCAACCUGCUACAACUAAACACAACAUUAUCAACCUGUUACAACUAUACACAACAUUAUCAACCUGCUACAACUAAACACACCAUUACCAACCUGCUACAACUAAACACAACAUUACCAACCUGCUACAACUAAACACAACAUUACCAACCUGUUACAACUAAACACAACAUUAUCAACCUGCUACAACUAAACACAACAUUAUCAACCUGUUACAACUAAACACAACAUUAUCCACCUGCUACAACUAAACACAACAUUACCCACCUGCUACAACACAACAUUAUCAACCUGUUACAACUAAACACAACAUUAUCAACCUGUUACAAUUAAACACAACAUUAUCCACCUGCUACAACUAAACACAACAUUAUCCACCUGCUACAACUAAACACAACAUUAUCAACCUGCUACAACUAAACACAACAUUACCAACCUGUUACAACACAACAUUACCAACCUGUUACAACUAAACACAACAUUAUCAACCUGUUACAACUAAACACAACAUUAUCCACCUGCUACAACUAAACACAACAUUAUCCACCUGCUACAACUAAACACAACAUUAUCAACCUGCUACAACUAAACACAACAUUACCAACCUGCUACAACACAACAUUAUCAACCUGUUACAACUAAACACAACAUUACCAACCUGCUACAACUAAACACAACAUUAUCAACCUGUUACAACUAAACACAACAUUACCAACCUGUUACAACUAAACACAACAUUAUCAACCUGCUACAACUAAACACAACAUUACCAACCUGCUACAACUAAACACAACAUUAUCAACCUGUUACAACUGAACACAACAUUACCAACCUGCUACAACACAACAUUAUCCACCUGCUACAACUAAACACAACAUUAUCCACCUGCUACAACUAAACACAACAUUAUCAACCUGUUACAAAUGAACACAACAUUACCAACCUGUUACAACACAACAUUAUCCACCUGCUACAACUAAACACAACAUUACCAACCUGCUACAACUAAACACAACAUUAUCAACCUGCUACAACUAAACACAACAUUACCAACCUGCUACAACUAAACACAACAUUAUCCACCUGCUACAACUAAACACAACAUUAUCAACCUGCUACAACACAACAUUACCAACCUGCUACAACUAAACACAACAUUAUCAACCUGCUACAACUAAACACAACAUUAUCCACCUGUUACAACUAAACACAACAUUAUCCACCUGCUACAACUAAACACAACAUUACCAACCUGUUACAACUAAACACAACAUUAUCAACCUGCUACAACACAACAUUAUCAACCAGCUACAACUAAACACAACAUUACCAACCUGCUACAACUAAACACAACAUUAUCAACCUGUUACAACUAAACACAACAUUAUCAACCUGCUACAACACAACAUUAUCAACCUGUUACAACUAAACACAACAGUAUCAACCUGCUACAACUACACACAACAUUAUCAACCUGCUACAACUAAACACAACAUUACCAACCUGUUACAACACAACAUUAUCCACCUGCUACAACUAAACACAACAUUACCAACCUGCUACAACACAACAUUAUCAACCUGCUACAACACAACAUUAUCAACCUGCUACAACUAAACACAACAUUAUCAACCUGCUACAACUAAACACAACAUUACCAACCUGCUACAACUAAACACAACAUUAUCAACCUGCUACAACUAAACACAACAUUAUCAACCUGCUACAACUAAACACAACAUUACCAACCUGCUACAACUAAACACAACAUUAUCAACCUGCUACAACUAAACACAACAUUACCAACCUGCUACAACUAAACACAACAUUAUCAACCUGCUACAACUAAACACAACAUUAUCAACCUGCUACAACUAAACACAACAUUAUCAACCUGCUACAACUAAACACAACAUUACCAACCUGUUACAACUAAACACAACAUUAUCAACCUGUUACAACACAACAUUAUCAACCUGCUACAACUAAACACAACAUUACCAACCUGCUACAACACAACAUUAUCAACCUGCUACAACUAAACACAACAUUAUCAACCUGCUACAACACAACAUUAUCAACCUGCUACAACUAAACACAACAUUAUCAACCUGCUACAACACAACAUUAUCAACCUGCUACAACUAAACACAACAUUAUCAACCUGCUACAACACAACAUUAUCAACCUGCUACAACUAAACACAACAUUAUCAACCUGCUAUAACUAAACACAACAUUAUCAACCUGUUACAACACAACAUUACCAACCUGCUACAACUAAACACAACAUUACCAACCUGCUACAACUAAACACAACAUUAUCAACCUGUUACAACACAACAUUAUCAACCUGCUACAACUAAACACAACAUUACCAACCUGCUACAACUAAACACAACAUUAUCAACCUGCUACAACACAACAUUACCAACCUGCUACAACACAACAUUAUCAACCUGCUACAACUAAAUACAACAUUACCAACCUGCUACAACUAAACACAACAUUACCAACCUGCUACAACUAAACACAACAUUAUCAACCUGCUACAACUAAACACAACAUUAUCAACCUGUUACAACUAAACACAACAUUAUCAACCUGCUACAACUAAACACAACAUUACCAACCUGCUACAACUAAACACAACAUUAUCAACCUGUUACAACACAACACAACAUUACCAACCUGUAACAACACAACAUUAUCAACCUGCUACAACUAAACACAACAUUACCAACCUGCUACAACUAAACACAACAUUAUCAACCUGUUACAACUAAACACAACAUUACCCACCUGUUACAACUAAACACAACAUUAUCCACCUGCUACAACUAAACACAACAUUAUCCACCUGCUACAACUAAACACAACAUUAUCAACCUGCUACAACUAAACACAACAUUACCAACCUGCUACAACUAAACACAACAUUAUCAACCUGCUACAACUAAACACAACAUUAUCUACCAGCUACAACUAAACACAACAUUAUCAACCUGUUACAACUAAACACAACAUUAUCAACCUGUUACAACUAAACACAACAUUAUCCACCUGCUACAACACAACAUUAUCUACCUGCCACAACUAAACACAACAUUAUCAACCUGCUACAACUAAACACAACAUUACCAACCUGCUACAACUAAACACAACAUUAUCAACCUGCUACAACUAAACACAACAUUACCAACCUGCUACAACACAACAUUAUCAACCUGCUACAACUAAACACAACAUUACCAACCUGCUACAACUAAACACAACAUUAUCCACCUGCUACAACUAAACACAACAUUACCAACCUGUUACAACUAAACACAACAUUAUCCACCUGCUACAACACAACAUUAUCCACCUGCUACAACUAAACACAACAUUACCAACCUGCUACAACUAAACACAACAUUAUCAACCUGUUACAACUAAACACAACAUUAUCCACCUGCUACAACACAGCAUUAUCAACCUGCUACAACUAAACACAACAUUAUCCACCUGCUACAACUAAACACAACAUUAUCAACCUGCUACAACUAAACACAACAUUAUCAACCUGCUACAACUAAACACAACAUUAUCCACCUGCUACAACUAAACACAACAUUAUCAACCUGCUACAACUAAACACAACAUUAUCCACCUGCUACAACUAAACACAACAUUAUCAACCUGCUACAACCAAACACAACAUUACCAACCUGCUACAACUAAACACAACAUUACCAACCUGUUACAACUAAACACAACAUUAUCCACCUGCUACAACUAAACACAACAUUAUCAACCUGCUACAACUAAACACAACAUUAUCAACCUGCUACAACUAAACACAACAUUAUCAACCUGCUACAACUAAACACAACAUUACCAACCUGCUACAACUAAACACAACACUACCAACCUGCUACAACACAACAUUAUCAACCUGCUACAACACAACAUUAUCAACCUGUUACAACUAAACACAACAUUACCAACCUGCUACAACUAAACACAACAUUAUCAACCUGUUACAACUAAACACAACAUUACCAACCUGUUACAACUAAACACAAAAUUAUCAACCUGCUACAACUAAACACAACAUUACCAACCUGUUACAACUAAACACAACAUUAUCAACCUGUUACAACUGAACACAACAUUACCAACCUGCUACAACACAACAUUAUCCACCUGCUACAACUAAACACAACAUUAUCCACCUGCUACAACUAAACACAACAUUAUCAACCUGUUACAAAUGAACACAACAUUACCAACCUGUUACAACACAACAUUAUCCACCUGCUACAACUAAACACAACAUUACCAACCUGCUACAACUAAACACAACAUUAUCAACCUGCUACAACUAAACACAACAUUACCAACCUGCUACAACUAAACACAACAUUAUCCACCUGCUACAACUAAACACAACAUUAUCAACCUGCUACAACACAACAUUACCAACCUGCUACAACUAAACACAACAUUAUCAACCUGCUACAACUAAACACAACAUUAUCCACCUGUUACAACUAAACACAACAUUAUCCACCUGCUACAACUAAACACAACAUUACCAACCUGUUACAACUAAACACAACAUUAUCAACCUGCUACAACACAACAUUAUCAACCAGCUACAACUAAACACAACAUUACCAACCUGCUACAACUAAACACAACAUUAUCAACCUGUUACAACUAAACACAACAUUAUCAACCUGCUACAACACAACAUUAUCAACCUGUUACAACUAAACACAACAGUAUCAACCUGCUACAACUACACACAACAUUAUCAACCUGCUACAACUAAACACAACAUUACCAACCUGUUACAACACAACAUUAUCCACCUGCUACAACUAAACACAACAUUACCAACCUGCUACAACACAACAUUAUCAACCUGCUACAACACAACAUUAUCAACCUGCUACAACUAAACACAACAUUAUCAACCUGCUACAACUAAACACAACAUUACCAACCUGCUACAACUAAACACAACAUUAUCAACCUGUUACAACUAAACACAACAUUAUCAACCUGCUACAACUAAACACAACAUUACCAACCUGCUACAACUAAACACAACAUUAUCAACCUGCUACAACUAAACACAACAUUAUCAACCUGCUACAACUAAACACAACAUUAUCAACCUGCUACAACUAAACACAACAUUACCAACCUGCUACAACUAAACACAACAUUACCAACCUGUUACAACUAAACACAACAUUAUCAACCUGUUACAACACAACAUUAUCAACCUGCUACAACUAAACACAACAUUACCAACCUGCUACAACACAACAUUAUCAACCUGCUACAACUAAACACAACAUUAUCAACCUGCUACAACACAACAUUAUCAACCUGCUACAACUAAACACAACAUUAUCAACCUGCUACAACACAACAUUAUCAACCUGCUACAACUAAACACAACAUUAUCAACCUGCUACAACUAAACACAACAUUAUCAACCUGCUAUAACUAAACACAACAUUAUCAACCUGUUACAACACAACAUUACCAACCUGCUACAACUAAACACAACAUUACCAACCUGCUACAACUAAACACAACAUUAUCAACCUGUUACAACACAACAUUAUCAACCUGCUACAACUAAACACAACAUUACCAACCUGCUACAACUAAACACAACAUUAUCAACCUGCUACAACUAAACACAACAUUAUCAACCUGCUACAACACAACAUUACCAACCUGCUACAACACAACAUUAUCAACCUGCUACAACUAAACACAACAUUACCAACCUGCUACAACUAAACACAACAUUACCAACCUGCUACAACUAAACACAACAUUACCAACCUGCUACAACUAAACACAACAUUAUCCACCUGCUACAACACAACAUUAUCCACCUGUUACAACUAAACACAACAUUAUCCACCUGUUACAACUAAACACAACAUUAUCAACAUGUUACAACACAACAUUAUCAAUCUGCUACAACUAAACACAACAUUAUCAACCUGUUACAACUAAACACAACAUUAUCAACCUGUUACAACACAACAUUAUCAACCUGCUACAACUAAACACAACAUUACCAACCUGCUACAACUAAACACAACAUUAUCAACCUGCUACAACUAAACACAACAUUAUCAACCUGCUACAACACAACAUUACCAACCUGCUACAACACAACAUUAUCAACCUGCUACAACUAAACACAACAUUACCAACCUGCUACAACUAAACACAACAUUACCAACCUGCUACAACUAAACACAACAUUAUCAACCUGCUACAACUAAACACAACAUUAUCAACCUGCUACAACUAAACACAACAUUAUCAACCUGUUACAACUAAACACAACAUUAUCAACCUGCUACAACUAAACACAACAUUACCAACCUGCUACAACUAAACACAACAUUAUCAACCUGUUACAACACAACACAACAUUACCAACCUGUAACAACACAACAUUAUCAACCUGCUACAACUAAACACAACAUUACCAACCUGCUACAACUAAACACAACAUUAUCAACCUGUUACAACUAAACACAACAUUACCCACCUGUUACAACUAAACACAACAUUAUCCACCUGCUACAACUAAACACAACAUUAUCCACCUGCUACAACUAAACACAACAUUAUCAACCUGCUACAACUAAACACAACAUUACCAACCUGCUACAACUAAACACAACAUUAUCAACCUGCUACAACUAAACACAACAUUAUCUACCAGCUACAACUAAACACAACAUUAUCAACCUGUUACAACUAAACACAACAUUAUCAACCUGUUACAACUAAACACAACAUUAUCCACCUGCUACAACACAACAUUAUCUACCUGCUACAACUAAACACAACAUUAUCAACCUGCUACAACUAAACACAACAUUACCAACCUGCUACAACUAAACACAACAUUACCAACCUGCUACAACUAAACACAACAUUAUCAACCUGCUACAACUAAACACAACAUUACCAACCUGCUACAACUAAACACAACAUUACCAACCUGCUACAACUAAACACAACAUUACCAACCUGCUACAACUAAACACAACAUUAUCCACCUGCUACAACUAAACACAACAUUACCAACCUGUUACAACUAAACACAACAUUAUCCACCUGCUACAACACAACAUUAUCCACCUGCUACAACUAAACACAACAUUACCAACCUGCUACAACUAAACACAACAUUAUCAACCUGUUACAACUAAACACAACAUUAUCCACCUGCUACAACACAGCAUUAUCAACCUGCUACAACUAAACACAACAUUAUCCACCUGCUACAACACAACAUUAUCAACCUGCUACAACUAAACACAACAUUACCAACCUGUUACAACACAAGAUUAUCAACCAGCUACAACUAAACACAACAUUAUCAACCUGCUACAACACAACAUUAUCAACCAGCUACAACUAAACACAACAUUACCAACCUGCUACAACUAAACACAACAUUAUCAACCUGUUACAACUAAACACAACAUUAUCAACCUGCUACAACUAAACACAACAUUACCAACCUGUUACAACACAACAUUACCAACCUGCUACAACUAAACACAACAUUACUAACCUGUUACAACACAACAUUAUCAACCAGCUACAACUAAACACAACAUUAUCAACAUGCUACAACUAUACACAACAUUAUCAACCUGCUACAACUAAACACAACAUUAUCAACCUGCUACAACUAAACACAACAUUACCAACCUGCUACAACUAAACACAACAUUAUCCACCUGCUACAACACAACAUUAUCCACCUGUUACAACUAAACACAACAUUAUCCACCUGUUACAACUAAACACAACAUUAUCAACAUGUUACAACACAACAUUAUCAAUCUGCUACAACUAAACACAACAUUAUCAACCUGUUACAACUAAACACAACAUUACCAACCUGUUACAACACAACACAACAUUACCAACCUGCUACAACUAAACACAACAUUAUCAACCUGUUACAACUAAACACAACAUUAUCCACCUGCUACAACUAAACACAACAUUAUCAACCUGUUACAACUAAACACAACAUUAUCAACCUGUUACAACUAAACACAACAUUAUCAACCUGUUACAACUAAACACAACAUUAUCAACCUGCUACAACUAAACACAACAUUAUCAACCUGUUACAACUAAACACAACAUUAUCACCCUGUUACAACUAAACACAACAUUAUCAACCUGUUACAACACAACAUUAUCAACCUGCUACAACUAAACACAACAUUAUCAACCUGCUACAACUAAACACAACAUUAUCAACCUGUUACAACACAACAUUAUCAACCUGUUACAACUAAACACAACAUUAUCAACCUGCUACAACUAAACACAACAUUACCAACCUGUUACAACUAAACACAACAUUAACCACCUGUUACAACACAACAUUACCAACCUGUUACAACUAAACACAACAUUAUCAACCUGCUACAACUAAACACAACAUUAUCAACCUGCUACAACUAAACACAACAUUACCAACCUGUUACAACACAACAUUACCAACCUGCUACAACUAAACACAACAUUAUCAACCUGCUACAACUAAACACAGCAUUAUCCACCUGUUACAACACAACACAACAUUACCAACCUGCUACAACUAAACACAACAUUAUCAACCUGCUACAACUAAACACAACAUUAUCAACCUGUUACAACUAAACACAACAUUAUCAACCUGCUACAACUAAACACAACAUUAUCAACCUGCUACAACUAAACACAACAUUAUCCACCUGCUACAACUAAACACAACAUUAUCCACCUGCUACAACACAACAUUAUCAACCUGCUACAACUAAACACAACAUUAUCAACCUGCUACAACUAAACACAACAUUACCAACCUGCUACAACUAAACACAACAUUACCCACCUGCUACAACACAACAUUAUCAACCUGUUACAACUAAACACAACAUUAUCAACCUGUUACAACUAAACACAACAUUACCAACCUGUUACAACUAAACACAACAUUAUCAACCUGCUACAACUAAACACAACAUUAUCAACCUGCUACAACACAAAAUUAUCAACCUGCUACAACUAAACACAACAUUACCAACCUGUUACAACUAAACACAACAUUAUCAACCUGCUACAACUAAACACAACAUUAUCAACCUGCUACAACUAAACACAACAUUACCAACCUGCUACAACUAAACACAACAUUAUCAACCUGCUACAACUAAACACAACAUUACCAACCUGCUACAACUAAACACAACAUUAUCAACCUGCUACAACACAACAUUAUCAACCUGUUACAACUAAACACAACAUUAUCAACCUGUUACAACUAAACACAACAUUAUCAACCUGCUACAACACAACAUUAUCAACCUGCUACAACUAAACACAACAUUAUCAACCUGUUACAACUAAACACAUUAUCAACCUGCUACAACUAAACACAACAUUAUCAACCUGCUACAACACAACAUUAUCAACCUGCUACAACUAAACACAACAUUACCAACCUGUUACAACUAAACACAACAUUACCAACCUGUUACAACUAAACACAACAUUAUCAACCUGCUACAACUAAACACAACAUUAUCAACCUGCUACAACUAAACACAACAUUACCAACCUGUUACAACUAAACACAACAUUAUCAACCUGCUACAACACAACAUUAUCAACCUGCUACAACUAAACACAACAUUACCAACCUGUUACAACUAUACACAACAUUAUCAACCUGCUACAACUACACACAACAUUAUCAACCUGCUACAACUAAACACAACAUUACCAACCUGCUACAACUAUAAACAACAUUAUCAACCUGCUACAACUAAACACAACAUUACCAACUUGUUACAACUAAACACAACAUUAUCAACCUGCUACAACUAAACACAACAUUACCAACCUGCUACAGCACAACAUUAUCAACCUGUUACAACUAAACACAACAUUAUCAACCUGCUACAACUAAACACAACAUUACCAACCUGCUACAACUAAACACAACAUUACCAACCUGCUACAACUAAACACAACAUUAUCAACCUGCUACAACUAAACACAACAUUACCAACCUGCUACAACACAACAUUAUCCACCUGCUACAACUAAACACAACAUUACCAACCUGCUACAACUAAACACAACAUUACCAACCUGUUACAACACAACAUUAUCAACCUGCUACAACUAAACACAACAUUACCAACCUGCUACAACUAAACACAACAUUACCAACCUGUUACAACUAAACACAACAUUAUCAACCUGCUACAACACAACAUUACCAACCUGCUACAACUAAACACAACAUUAUCAACCUGCUACAACUAAACACAACAUUACCAACCUGCUACAACUAAACACAACAUUAUCAACCUGUUACAACUAAACACAACAUUAUCCACCUGCUACAACACAACAUUACCAACCUGCUACAACUAAACACAACAUUAUCAACCUGUUACAACACAACAUUACCAACCUGCUACAACUAAACACAACAUUAUCAACCUGCUACAACUAAACACAACAUUACCAACCUGCUACAACUAAACACAACAUUAUCAACCUGCUACAACUAAACACAACAUUAUCAACCUGCUACAACUAAACACAACAUUAUCAACCUGCUACAAUUAAACACAACAUUAUCAACCUGCUACAACUAAACACAACAUUACCAACCUGUUACAACUAAACACAACAUUAUCAACCUGCUACAACACAACAUUAUCAACCUGCUACAACACAACAUUACCAACCUGUUACAACUAAACACAACAUUACCAACCUGCUACAACUAAACACAACAUUACCAACCUGCUACAACUAAACACAACAUUAUCAACCUGCUACAACACAACAUUAUCAACCUGCUACAACUAUACACAACAUUACCAACCUGCUACAACACAACAUUAUCCACCUGCUACAUCUAUACACAACAUUACCAACCUGCUACAACUAAACACAACAUUAUCAACCUGCUACAACUAAACACAACAUUAUCAACCUGUUACAACUGAACACAACAUUAUCAACCUGUUACAACUAAACACAACAUUAUCCACCUGCUACAACACAACAUUAUCAACCUGCUACAACUAAACACAACAUUAUCAACCUGUUACAACUAAACACAACAUUAUCCACCUGCUACAACACAACAUUAUCAACCUGCUACAACUAAACACAACAUUACCAACCUGCUACAACUAAACACAACAUUAUCCACCUGCUACAACUAAACACAACAUUACCAACCUGUUACAACUAAACACAACAUUAUCAACCUGCUAUAACUACACACAACAUUAUCAACCUGUUACAACUAAACACAACAUUACCAACCUGUUACAACUAAACACAACAUUAUCAACCUGCUACAACUAAACACAACAUUAUCCACCUGCUACAACUACACACAACACAGAGAGGAACCAAGUAUGAAUACAUUUAUUUUUUCAUUAAUUAAAAGUCUGUACCGACCCCGAGCUGGACUGAGGGGUUUUAUACAGACCAGGGUCAGUACCGACCCCGAGCUGGACUGAGGGGUUUUAUACAGACCAGGGUCAGUACCGACCCCGAGCUGGACUGAGGGGUUUUAUACAGACCAGGGUCAGUACCGACCCCGAGCUGGACUGAGGGGUUUUAUACAGACCAGGGUCAGUACCGACCCCGAGCUGGACUGAGGGGUUUUAUACAGACCAGGGUCAGUACCGACCCCGAGCUGGACUGAGGGGUUUUAUACAGACCAGGGUCUGUACCGACCCCGAGCUGGACUGAGGGGUUUUAUACAGACCAGGGUCUGUACCGACCCCGAGCUGGACUGAGGGGUUUUAUACAGACCAGGGUCAGUACCGACCCCGAGCUGGACUGAGGGGUUUUAUACAGACCAGGGUCUGUACCGACCCCGAGCUGGACUGAGGGGUUUUAUACAUACCAGGGUCUGUACCGACCCGCUGGACUGAGGGGUUUUAUACAGACCAGGGUCUGUACCGACCCCGAGCUGGACUGAGGGGUUUUAUACAGACCAGGGUCUGUACCGACCCCCUGGACUGAGGGAUUUUAUACAGACCAGGGUCUGUACCGACCCCGAGCUGGACUGAGGGGUUUUAUACAGACCAGGGUCUGUACCGACCCCCUGGACUGAGGGAUUUUAUACAGACCAGGGUCUGUACCGACCCCGAGCUGGACUGAGGGGUUUUAUACAGACCAGGGUCUGUACCGACCCCCUGGACUGAGGGGUUUUAUACAAACCAGGGUCUGUACCGACCCCGAGCUGGACUGAGGGGUUUUAUACAGACCAGGGUCUGUACCGACCCCGAGCUGGACUGAGGGGUUUUAUACAGACCAGGGUCUGUACCGACCCCGAGCUGGACUGAGGGGUUUUAUACAGACCAGGGUCUGUACCGACCCCGAGCUGGACUGAGGGGUUUUAUACAGACCAGGGUCAGUACCGACCCCGAGCUGGACUGAGGGGUUUUAUACAGACCAGGGUCUGUACCGACCCCGAGCUGGACUGAGGGGUUUUAUACAUACCAGGGUCUGUACCGACCCGCUGGACUGAGGGGUUUUAUACAGACCAGGGUCUGUACCGACCCCGAGCUGGACUGAGGGGUUUUAUACAGACCAGGGUCUGUACCGACCCCCUGGACUGAGGGAUUUUAUACAGACCAGGGUCUGUACCGACCCCGAGCUGGACUGAGGGGUUUUAUACAGACCAGGGUCUGUACCGACCCCCUGGACUGAGGGAUUUUAUACAGACCAGGGUCUGUACCGACCCCGAGCUGGACUGAGGGGUUUUAUACAGACCAGGGUCUGUACCGACCCCCUGGACUGAGGGGUUUUAUACAAACCAGGGUCUGUACCGACCCCGAGCUGGACUGAGGGGUUUUAUACAGACCAGGGUCAGUACCGACCCCGAGCUGGACUGAGGGGUUUUAUACAGACCAGGGUCAGUACCGACCCCGAGCUGGACUGAGGGGUUUUAUACAGACCAGGGUCUGUACCGACCCCGAGCUGGACUGAGGGGUCAGGAUUCAAUCAAGAUGGAGGAGGAACGACUCAAACAUCGAAAUCUUAGUGCCACGGUUACCGUGGAAACAAAGGAGGGGAACUGACUUGUCUAAGUAACUGACAUUAAAAAAAAUAAGCGUUA
Messenger RNA from Salvelinus fontinalis (brook trout), 14562 nucleotides. RefSeq names its product low-density lipoprotein receptor class A domain-containing protein 4-like. Gene Ontology annotation, cellular component: Golgi membrane; early endosome membrane. The transcript is spliced from 4 exons. The coding region runs from base 309 to 1139 and encodes 276 amino acids. The record is from RefSeq and is a predicted model, not a curated record. Gene Ontology annotation, molecular function: R-SMAD binding. Lineage: Eukaryota; Metazoa; Chordata; Actinopteri; Salmoniformes; Salmonidae. Gene Ontology annotation, biological process: negative regulation of transforming growth factor beta receptor signaling pathway.